Messenger RNA from Artibeus jamaicensis (Jamaican fruit-eating bat), 774 nucleotides. Its product is annotated as kunitz-type protease inhibitor 2-like. Bases 1 to 774 code for a protein of 257 amino acids. Gene Ontology annotation, molecular function: serine-type endopeptidase inhibitor activity. The record is from RefSeq and is a predicted model, not a curated record. NCBI's taxonomy places the organism in Eukaryota, Metazoa, Chordata, Mammalia, Chiroptera, Phyllostomidae. The transcript has a single exon.
AUGGCGCGGCUGUGCGGGCCCGGGCGGAGCCGGGCGCUGCUGGCCUCGCUGCUGCCGCUGCUCUUCCUCCGGGCGGAGGCGGCGGACCGGGACCUCGGUCACUUUUGCAGGGUCCCGCCGGUGGCGGGGAGCUGCCGGGCUUCCCUGCGCAGGUGGUGGUACAACGCCACGGGCGGGACCUGCCAGCAGUUCGUGUAUGGAGGCUGCGGUGGGAACGACAACAACUACCUGACCGAAGAGAAGUGUCUUGAGAAAUGUGCUAAUGUCCCCGAAAACGCGCCUGGCGAUCGCCUGCCCACCGGCAGGAGUGGGGCAGGUUCCUCUGCGCCAGGGGUGCCCCCCCGCGACACGUUCCACUACGGAGAGCACUGCCUGGCCAGGGCGGCCCCCGGGCCCUGCCGCUCCUCCUUCCCGCGCUGGUACUUCGACGCCCAGAAGAACACCUGCCAUAACUUUAUCUACGGAGGGUGUUGGGGCAAUAAGAACAACUACCUCUCCAAGGAGACCUGCCUGAGGCGCUGCUCCUCGGGGGGCAGGCAGGCGUACCCCGCGCUGCCCUGUGGCACCAGAGCCGUCCUGGAGGGGCUGUUCCUCACCGUCCUCCUCCUCCUGCUGGGGGCCUCCGUGGGCUACCUGAUCCUCGUGGCGCGGAGGAACCGGGACAGCUGCUCCUACGUCUGCAGCCUCCGGGGCGCCGAGAAGCCCGUGUGGAAGAAGAGGGGGACCUGGGGAAGGGGAGGGGUGACCACCGCGGAAUGCCAGUGUGCUGUUUAA